Messenger RNA from Spinacia oleracea (spinach), 1340 nucleotides. RefSeq names its product salicylic acid-binding protein 2. NCBI's taxonomy places the organism in Eukaryota, Viridiplantae, Streptophyta, Magnoliopsida, Caryophyllales, Amaranthaceae. Gene Ontology annotation, biological process: jasmonic acid metabolic process; salicylic acid metabolic process. The transcript is spliced from 3 exons. Gene Ontology annotation, molecular function: methyl salicylate esterase activity; methyl indole-3-acetate esterase activity; methyl jasmonate esterase activity. The record is from RefSeq and is a predicted model, not a curated record. The coding region runs from base 116 to 925 and encodes 269 amino acids.
CAACGUAAGUGUACACCGUUAUUACGAAUCAAAUAAAUUCCUAACCACAUGCACUAGAAACUAGAAAGUCAAUAAGAGAGAUAGAGAUAGAGAUAGUGUUAGGGAUAUAGAUAGAAUGGGAGACGACAACGACUCCUGCACGAAACAUUUUGUGCUAGUUCAUGGGGCAUGCCAUGGAGCAUGGUGUUGGUACAAGGUUAAGCCCCUGAUUGAGGCCGCCGGUCAUCACGUGACACCGCUCGACAUGGCGGCCUCGGGGAUCAACCUGAAAAAGAUCGAUGAAAUCCAAACACUUAAAGAAUACACAGAGCCGUUGAUUCAGUUUUUGACAGCUCUACCUGAUGAUAAGAAGGUCAUACUUGUUGGGCAUAGCCUUGGAGGAUUCAAUAUAGCCAUGGCUAUGGAAAUGUUCCCUCUAAAGAUUGAAACUGCUGUUUUUCUAACGGCAUUUAUGCCUGACCAUGUCCAUACUCCUUCCUUCAUCUUUGAUCAGUUCAUUGCAAAAAAGGGUGAUGGAGUCAAAGAUUUUUGGAUGGACACCGAGUUCAAGAGCUCCGGUGAUCCAAAUGAGACCCCGACGACAAUGUUAUUCGGUCCACAGUUCAUGGCAAAGCUGUAUCAUUUGUCUCCCCUUGAGGAUUUGGAGCUAGGUAUGACAUUGAAAAGGCCAUCGUCGAUGUUCGUUCAUGAUACAUCGAAGCCAGAGGCGAAGCUUUCAAAGGAGAGAUAUGGAACGGUAAAAAGUGUUUUUGUGAUAUGCGAAGAAGAUCAAGGGAUAUCCCAAGCUUUUCAACAAUGGAUGACUGAAAAUAAUGGGUUGAAAGAGGUGAAGAAGCUUAAAGGCUCGGAUCAUAUGCCUAUGCUUUGUAUGCCUAAACAACUUUCUAUUUGUCUUCUGGAAAUAGCCCACACUUUCCAGGAGUGAUACUCGCUCAAACCAUUGUUAAAAGUGACAACCCGAAGUCAUUGUUCAGCAAAAAUCACCGAAAGAUACUGUCAUAAUGUUACAAAAUAAAAAUCACAUAAUUUCUAUUAAACAAAAUAAAUCGAAAAAUAAGAACUAAAAAAAAUCGGAAAAUAAUUUUGUUUUAUAGAUAUUACGUAAUUGUUUAUUUUAAUAACAUUAUGGCAUUAUAUUCGAAUGAUUUUUGCCGGAAAAUGAUUUCAGGUUAAAAUUUAAAAUGGAUGUAUAAGUUUAAAUUGUAUUUGGCAAAAUUAGAACUUUGUGGUUAUAAUUAGCAAAUAAGGAACGUUAUUAUUAGGUUGUAUUUGUCAAAUUUACCUUCUCUAAAAGUACCAUCGUUGCAUAUCAAACAUUUUAUAUACCCUAUUUACAUCAA